AUGACAACCGAAGUGGAGAUUUCGGAUCGCUCGACCGAACUCAAUGGCCCGGUUUCAGCAGAAAGAUUGACUACCCUUCUAAACGACGCACUAGGAAAAGACGAGCCUGUGCAAGCCUCGAUCGAGUCAGUCGUGAAACACUUGAACGAGUCGUCCUCUAAGCACAAGUUCAUCGUCAAUGCGACGACGCUCGAGGCGAAUUCUGUGGAAAAUGCGGACUUUUCGAUAGAUAACUACGUGGGCUCUUCAUGGAACGCAAAAUCGGACGGUGUGUUCCAUUGCCAGCUCAAAAAGGGGGACCGUACAACGGUGUUGGUUAGUGUGUUUUGGAUUGCAGUAUAA
This is a messenger RNA of Kluyveromyces marxianus DMKU3-1042, 342 nucleotides long. It is a transcript of the gene TDA2, whose product is annotated as Tda2p. Lineage: Eukaryota; Fungi; Ascomycota; Saccharomycetes; Saccharomycetales; Saccharomycetaceae. The transcript has a single exon. The record is from RefSeq and is a predicted model, not a curated record. The coding region runs from base 1 to 342 and encodes 113 amino acids.